Molecule: messenger RNA, 1696 nt
Organism: Paramecium primaurelia
Lineage: Eukaryota; Ciliophora; Oligohymenophorea; Peniculida; Parameciidae
Source: the annotation of a GenBank genome assembly
AGUAUGUCUAAUUAGCCUAAAUAAGUAAGCAAUCUUUAUCAUUUUUUUAGAGUCUUUAUGAAGCUUUUAGUAGACAACUUAAACCGUAAAUGAGCACAACUCUCUCAAACUUAAAGCCUGUUGUAAAUGAACGACCCUCAACAUCUAAACCCCUCCAAAAUCUAUCAAAUGCCCCUAUACGAAAUCAUGAAGAUUUAACUAAAAAUACAGUUGGCAGAUCUCCCAAAAGAUCAACAUUUGAAAAAUCUAGUGCUCAAAAUUAGCCAAUAAUUUAAGUUAUUGAUGAAAGACCAAUACCAAAGGUAUUAUAGAAAGCAAAAUCGCCGCAACCUAUUCAUUAAAUAUAAAAUUCAAAUGAAAUGAUAAAAAUUAAAGAUUAGAGAUAAUUUGAUGAUAGACCACUUCCAACAAGCAAACCAUCAUUCGAUUCAUAGUUAUAACUAAAUCAGAAUCAGAAAUUUCAAAAUGGAACUCUUAUUAGUACUACUUAACCAACAUAAUCUCAACAAUACUUCAAAGUAUAACCGAAUAUUUAAUAAACCGCUAAUCAAUAAUUAUAAAAUUUAGUUGGUUAUAAUUAAUAACUUCCUGCCUAAGAGUAAUAGUAUGCUCGAUUAUCUCUAUAAAAUAAUUAAACAUAAAGACCUCAAGUUUAAUAAAGCCAACAACAAUAGCCAUAAGGUUAAUAAUCUUAAACAAUUAAAUCCUAAGGAUAAUAAAAAUAGCCUUAAUUGGAAGAAUAAAAGUCAUAAUAAUUUUAAGGACAAUCAAGAUAAAUUAAUUAAGAAUAGAUACAAAGAUAAUAAAAAAAUAUAGAUCAAUAAUAGAGAUAAUAAUAAUUACAAAGAUCAAUACCAUAAUAAAUAUAAUACUAAAAUUCAUAAUAUUCAUCUCAUUAAUAACAUUAAGAAUAUUCGUAAUAAUAUAAUGUAAAAUAACCAAUAAAUAAUUAAUAAGAUAUGCGAGGAUUAUAACAAUAAUAAUAAUUAUAGUAAUAGUAACUUGUAUAUUAAAAAUAAUAACAAAUCCAAUAAUUUUAAUAAAAUCAAUAAUAAUUAUAAACAUAAUAGAUACAAGAAUAGCCAAUAAAGACAAGAUAAUAAUAAUAACCAUUAUAUUAAUAGUAAAUACAAUAGCCAUAAUAUUAAAUGCAAUAACUACAACAGUAAAAAAAUCAAACUACUCAAAUGGAAUAGGAAGGUGAUGAAAUAUUGCUUGAAUGUCCUGAAGGAUGUGGUAGAUCUUUUAACAAGAAAGCAUUAGAAAAGCAUGCAAAAGUAUUUUACUUGUAAUAAACUUUAGAUUUGCUAAAAGGUAUUUUAAUAGAAAAGAAAAGUAUUUGAUUCUUAACAAUAAAGAUAGCUAGAUGAAGAAGAAGAAGGAUAUAGACCUCCUCCUCCUCCAUAGAAGAAAUAAUAAUAAUAAAAAUAAGUUUAGAAAUAAAAUGAAUCUAAAAGUGAUAAACCAAAAUGGAAAGCCUAAAGUGAGGCCUUUAGAGCUAUUAUUAAAUAAGGAAAAGGAGAAUAGUUAACAAAAGAGGAACAAGCAUCAUUGAAGAAUGCAAUGGAUGCUACUUAAGAUUUAGUUUUAUGUAAAUUCUGCAACAGAAAGUUUAAUCCAGAAACAGCAAAAAAACAUAUAGCAUUUUGUGAAACAAAAGCAAAAUAGGCUGUAACUUAAAAGAAAAAGAAAUGAG